UCGAAUCUCCGCACACUCGAGAAGAGUGUAAGAGCAAAAGCAAUGUCAAUAGAACUCUUGCCGGGCUAGUAUUGUGAUUGAUCAAACAAAGUUGUGGGGACUGCGAAUAUAUGCAGUAUAUCGCAAUUGAUAGCUCUUGUAACUUUAACGGAAUAUCGUGAACUCGCACGGCGCACAGGACAAGCUUAGUCAUCCACCGACGUCUCCGACUCCCCGAGGGUUCGUCGUCAUGCUCCCCCGAGACCCCUCGAACCCAAACACCAGCUCCUUUCCAAUUCCUUUUGAAUCCAUAGAUUCAGAGCGAUAGUAGAGAGCUACUCCUAUCGCUAAAUAUCAAAUCACUUGAAAGAAAGCACAAUGGCCGCACCAGAAGUUCAUCAUCUUUUCCACAGCCCGAUCGCGGACCACUCCUUCUCCGCCGAUCGAGAGCUCCUCGCCGUUGCUCGGGAGAACAACGUGGAGCUAUACUCCCACACUGGCAACCGAUUUGCGCUCAAAGAUGAGCUCAAAGGACACGAGAAGGUCGUGACAAGCGUGGACAUUGCUCCCCAGACCGGCAAAAUUGUGACUUGCUCUCAGGACCGCAAUGCCUACGUAUGGGAGCCGUCUCCCACAGGCUGGAGGCCCACGCUGGUUCUUCUGCGUAUCAACCGUGCAGCGACCUUUGUGCGCUGGGCGCCAUCUGAGCGCAAGUUUGCCGUUGGAUCCGGCGCUCGCGUGAUUGCAGUGUGUUACUUUGAGGAAGAGAAUGACUGGUGGGUCUCCAAGCACUUGAAGAAGCCCAUCAGGAGCACCAUCACAAGUAUAGCCUGGCACCCCAACUCCGUCCUGUUGGCCGCGGGCUCGACGGACGCGCACGCCAGGGUCUUUUCGGGCUUCAUCAAAGGUGUCGACUCUCGUCCCGAACCCAGCGUGUGGGGUGAACGACUCCCUUUCAACACUGUGUGUGGAGAGUUCUUGAACGGCUCCGCAGGGUGGGUUCAUGGCUGUGCUUUCUCCCCGAGCGGUGACGCUUUGGCAUUCGCCGCGCAUGACAGCAGCGUCACCGUUGUGUACCCGAGCGGGCCCGAACAGCCUCCCAAGGCUGUUGUCAGCGUCACUACGCAACUUCUUCCCUUUAUGAGCUUGAUCUGGAAUGGUGAAAGCGAAAUCAUUGCUGCAGGAUAUGACUGCGAAGCAUACCGUCUUCGCGGCGACGAGAAUGGAUGGCAACUCGUUGGCUCACUGGAAAAUAAGUCUCGGCCUGGCCUUGCUGACCGGGGAGAGGAAUCUGCCUUGAACAUGUUCAAGCAGCUCGACCUCAAGGGCAAAGCCAAGAACGAUACCCAGCUCAAGACUGUGCACCAGAAUUCCAUCAAUACUAUUCGAUCGUACGAGGAGGAUGCUAGCGGUCAUGUCAAGCGCUUUAGCACAAGCGGCGUCGACGGAAGAGUCGUCAUCUGGAACGUUUGAAUCCCUGCUAUUCUUAGAUUCUUCAUUCCUCGUGUUCUUGUCAGAUAGGUUAUUCAAUUCAAUUCUGCAUUUCUAGAAUGAAUACUCGACAUACUUACAAUACA
Molecule: messenger RNA, 1556 nt
Organism: Xylona heveae TC161
Lineage: Eukaryota; Fungi; Ascomycota; Xylonomycetes; Xylonales; Xylonaceae
Product: putative actin-related protein 2/3 complex subunit 1A
Exons: 4
Coding region: 358-1452 (364 amino acids)
Biological process (GO): Arp2/3 complex-mediated actin nucleation
Cellular component (GO): actin cytoskeleton; Arp2/3 protein complex
Molecular function (GO): actin filament binding
Source: RefSeq, a predicted model, not a curated record